CAUACCACAUAACUCAUAAAUUCAUAUAUAUCUUUCAUUUUCCCCAUAUUUUGCUAUUGUCCAAAAGGGUUGAUCAUUUUUUUUUCUUUAAUUUUGUAAAUUUAAUUAAUUAUUUCAAUUUCUUGAAAAGAAAAAAAAAACGAGGAAAAAAAAAUGAAGGAAAACAAGGAUAAUCCUCUGCACCUUUCUUCCCUGAACCACAUCUCACUUGUCUGCAAAUCAGUCGAUGAAUCAACUGAUUUUUACCAAAACGUCCUUGGGUUUGUACCUGUCAGAAGGCCUGGGUCGUUGAAAUUUGACGGUGCAUGGCUGUUUGGUCAUGGGAUUGGGAUACAUCUCCUUCAAUCAGAAGAUCCUCAGAAUAUGCCGAAGAAAACUGUGAUUAAUCCUAAAGAUAAUCACAUUUCCUUCCAGUGCGAGAGCAUGGGGAUGGUGGAGAAGAAGCUGACGGAGAUGGGGAUUGAUUGGGUGCGGCAGAGAGUAGAGGAAGGUGGGAUCUACGUGGACCAACUAUUUUUCCACGACCCAGAUGGUUUCAUGAUUGAGAUAUGCAACUGCGACAACAUGCCGAUUGUACCUUUGGCUGGUGAGAUGGUACGUUCUUGCUCAAGGAUUAAUCUCCAGAUGGUGGUGCAGCAGCAGCCGCAGCCGCAGCAGAUCCACGCUCCCGUUGUACAACCUUAGUUGGGAAAAUAAUUGGGUGUUGCGUCAGCAUUGAUUAGCUGCCGUAGGAUCUGAUGAUCUGGAUCUGGAUCGGACGGACGGAGGGACCCCCCCUUUCUUGGCCUAACCUUUUGUCUGUUUGCUCCUUUUGUAAUUGUUCUGUGCUUUUCUGUUGUUGUCGUGUUUGGUAUAAUAAUAUUAAUUAAUAAUGACGCUUUUGGCCUUCGCUCCAAAUUGAUAUCCA
This is a messenger RNA of Erythranthe guttata (spotted monkey flower), 907 nucleotides long. RefSeq lists its product as hypothetical. The record is from RefSeq and is a predicted model, not a curated record. Lineage: Eukaryota; Viridiplantae; Streptophyta; Magnoliopsida; Lamiales; Phrymaceae.